GAGGAGUGACCACAGAGGCAGAGGGGUGGGUGGGCUGGCCCAUGGCGGAAGCCUCGCUCCCACAGCUGAGGGGAGAUGCGGGAGCCACGCCUUGCCCCAGCGUCCUGGAACUGGAGGAGCUCCUGAGGGCAGGGAAGGUUUCUUCCAGCCACGUGGAUGAAGUUUGGCCCAACCUUUACAUAGGAGAUGCGGCCACAGCAAAUAACCGCUUUGAGCUCUGGAAGCUGGGCAUCACCCACGUGCUGAAUGCCGCCCACGGGGGCCUCUACUGUCAGGGCAACGCUGACUUCUAUGGCAGCAGUGUGAGCUACCUGGGGGUGCCAGCCCACGACCUUCCUGAGUUCGACAUCAGUGUCUACUUCUCUUCUGCAGCUGACUUCAUCCACCGUGCCCUGAGCACGCCUGGGGCUCUGCCGACUGGACCAGCAGCUGCGGGGUGCAGGCCGGAGCUGAGGGGCCAGAACUGGGCCUUACUCCCUGCUAUGGGGCUCUGCCAUUUUGCCCUGGCCCUGCUGGUGCUGCUGGAGGUUGUGGCCCAGGUGGAUACCCAGAAGAUGGUAAGAGCCCAGUGCGGGGCCCACCCUCGAGCCUGCAGCUCCAUCCACUUGCUCCUGCUGCCUGUACUCCCUCUCAGCCAUGGCCUCCAGUGCUCACAGAAACAGCAUCAAGUGUGCAGAGACGGGCGUCUGAAAGCUGGGAGCAAAAAGUGCCCGUCAGAGAAGACCACAGCCUGGGCCAAAUACCCCCACAGGGUCUCGGAUUCCCUCAGCCAGCUGACUCCUGACACGAGCCACCCCACCGCGGUGAGGCCUGACCUGCAGCACUGGCCUGAGUCACAGGGGAUGGACUCGCUGCAGAAGCAGGACCUCCGGAGGCCCAAGAUCCAUGGGUCAGUCCGGGUGUCCCCCUACCAGCCACCCACGCUGGCCUCGCUGCAGCGCUUACUGUGGGUCCGUCGGGCUGCCAUGUUGAACCACGUCAAUGAAGUCUGGCCCAACCUCUUCCUGGGAGAUGCGUACGCGGCCCGGGACAAGAACAAGUUGACCCAGCUGGGCAUCACCCAUGUUGUGAAUGUCGCCGCAGGCAAGUUUCGUGACACAGGUGCCAAGUUCUACCGCGGAAUGCCCUUGGAGUACUAUGGCAUCGAGGCUGAUGACAACCCCUUCUUUGACCUCAGUGUCUACUUUCUGCCUGUUGCUCGAUACAUCCGAAGUGCCCUCAGUGUUCCCCAAGGCCGCGUGCUGGUACACUGUGCCAUGGGGGUGAGCCGCUCUGCCACAGUUGUCCUGGCCUUCCUCAUGAUCUGCGAGAACAUGACGCUGGUGGAGGCCAUCCAGACAGUGCAGGCCCGCCGCGAUAUCUGCCCCAACUCGGGCUUCCUCCGGCAGCUCCAGGUCCUGGACAACCGACUGGGGCGGGAGACGGGGCGGCUCUGACCUGGUGGGCAGCCAGGAAUCCUGACCCUCUGGCCGGCAUGGCCCACCUAACCAGCCUGCACCUGGGGGCCUUUUUUCCGGUGAUCUUCAGAUGUAAAUGGCAAGUGGGGGCUUAGCUGAGGCAGAGGCAAGGAGAGCUGGUGGUGACCUUUAGCAGGUGGAUUUUCCCUGACCCAAUCCAAAGAUUCUUUAUGCAAAAGAGAGUUCAGUCUGUCUCUAUAAUAAAAGGUUCAUCAUAAUAAAGACUUCCUCUUCUGGUGAGUUCAUCUGCUGGUGAAGGUUCAUCUUCUGGUGGUUUGUGGGGCAGUGGCUCACUCCUAGGAUGGUCAGGAGGUUCCAGAAGGCUAGACAACCUAUGAUGGCAAUCUAGAGACAGAGUCUGAGUCCACUGUCUGAAUAAAGACCAAAGUUUGAGGCAUCACCAUCCUUCACAUGCCUGCCCUGUAUCAAAACCGACUGUCAAAACGUGCUGUGCACAAACGUGCUGGUAUCUCCUGAAUCCAGUCAGUCUUUUCAUCUUCAGUCUGCUUUCAAAAGCAUGGACUGAAAUCACAGAAACCUAACAGAGGCAUUAAACAAGAGGGUAGGAGACACGGCAAAAUUCUUGGUGAAGGAUGGUUAUGAUAGGGCAACACUGGCUUUGAGUUUCUUACUUCUUGUGCCCUAAUAAAACAGUGCAAAAAGCCCCCAAUUCCUCACCUGUACGUGAGGUAUUUAUGAGGAUUAGAUGGGCUGGCUUUCCUUUUACCUCUCUGCCUGUUCCUAUGUAGCCCUUGCCUCCUCCAGCUGACCCUUGCUGAAUGUCAAGGUCUCUUGAGAUUUCUGGCCUCUGCGUCUUCUCUCCCUCUUGUGUUCUCACUCCUUGGGGGAAGGGGAGGUCCUCUUGCUCCCACAGCCUCAGUUCACAUCUCUAGGCUGACAACUCUCAGACCCCUAUGGCGGCCGAAUUUUCUUUUUUGAGCUUGAAAACCUCAGUAUACUACUGGCCACCUUCAUUUGAAUACACUUGAAUUUCAAACUGAAGUGUUCAUCACCUCCCACCCGAACCAAUUCCUCUUCCUAGUUCCCAUUUUAGUGAAGGGUUCUGACAGGCAUUAUUGCCCAAGCCAGUGGUGGGUGUCACCCUGGGCUCCUGCCUUUCUUUUGGUUGGCCUACCAACUCUGUCUCCUAAAGCGAGCUCGGAUCUGCUCAUUUAGCUUCAUCUUUGCCGACUACCCAAAUUCAAGCCACCUCACCUCUCACCUGGCUUCCUGCUCAGCCCGAUGGUCUCUCUGCCUCUAGCCUUGCCCCUCCCAAUCUCUACACAGGUCCCAGACAUCUUACUAAAACGAAAAUCUGAUCAUAUCACGCUAACACUUACAGCCCCCCAGAGACAGACAGCUUGACAAAGUAUAAAGAUUCUUCAUUUUCUGAGAACUUCUCACGUCUCCAGACAUUUCUCUUCUAAUUCUGUUCCCAUACAUGCCGUGUAAUUAAGAGAUGCUAAAUCUACCUGCACUUUCCAGAAAUGUUCCACUCUCUUGCCUCUUGGUGCUUUAUACAUGCUUCAGGUUAUACAGCCUGAAUGCGCAUCCUCACACAUUUUCACUGGGGUGUCUUUGAGAUGUCUCAGUUUAGAUGUCACUUCUGGGGAGCCCCCUGGACCCUGCAAGCCUCGGUGAAGUGCUCUUCCUCAAGCUACCAAAAUGUCCAUCCACCCCUGUGUAUCACCUGUCAUCUGAAUUGUAAGUGCCUGGGGCUCUGUGAUUCUUUUCCAGCUGGCAGUCUCUCACCAGGCUUUCUCUGGGCUCAAGGAAUCCAAGACUCCCACCCUCUCUGGCUGUAACCCUACCUUCAGGGAGAGUUGUGUGUUACUGUGCCCUCUCUACGGGGGCCUCCAGGCGGAGUGGAUCCCCACCUGGCCCCAGGACUGGGCCUGCCUCCAUAGGGGACCUCCUCUCCUCCCAGCUCCAUCUGCUACGGCAUCUCACCGUUUGGUCACCCUGACACCCUCUUCCCAGCUCAUCUCGUCUCCUUGGGCCACCUCUGACCUCUCUCUUUGCUCCCCUGCCAAGGCUUUCUGGGGACAGCCCUACCCUCUCCCAGGGGCUUAAGCAGUCUAUAUCCUUCUCUACCGUCUGCUCUAUUUCCAGAAGGCAAGUCCUUUUCCUUUGUUGCAAAUCAAAAAAAAGGGUCACCUCUGACCAAAGCAGCAGACCUAGUUCCAAGUCAUGGUGCUCAACUCAGGGAGCUGAGCACAGGAUGUGCUUUAGGACCCCCUGCGAUUUAUAAACCGUACAAACAUGUACCGCCCUCUCUGGGUCAUAGAGACUUAAUAUCCCCAUUUUACAGAUGAACAAACUUAGGCUCAGAGAAGCUAAAAUGAAGCUGGAUGUUGCCUGCUGGAUCCAAGAUCUCUGGGUUCUGGCCACGAAGGACUGGUGGUGCCCAGCAGCUCCCCAUUCUCCUCCCUGCAGCACUUGUUCCUAGUCCCAGCUGGCUGCCUCAGGUGCUCUCUGGGCCUCUUCCAAAAGGUAAACAUAUGUCCCAGAGGAAGUCUGUGCCCAACCAGGCAGGAUGGAGAAUUUCUCGGCUUUUCCCUUGGGUUAGUGAGGCCUAUAAUUCUCCAGAGCAGACAAAGCUAAUCCUUGCCCCAUAGCCCAGCCUGCCCACCCCCAGUUCCCUUGGAUCCCCUUGCUCUGCCUGACAGCUCAGCCCUUGUUGCUAUUUCCUGCUCAUGCAUGGUCAGCAGGAUCCAAAAUAGUGGCUCCAGAAACUAGUCUCUAAAUCAACAUCCGGGUCUAUAACUGUGGGCAGCUGGCCCUUGCUGGCUGGGUGGAGCACCUUGAAUCUGGAACAGAGCCGUACCCUGGGCCUGGGGUGUUUGUUUCAGCAGGUUACCUUCUUGGGGCUCUAAGGGUUGGAACUAAGAUUCUGGGGCUAUGGGGUGAAGAAGGCAGGGAAAGCCAAACAUGCCCCAGAGCACCCGAGGAAAUAGAGGUUGAGCUCCAGACUGGCACCUCCACCAGAAAGCCUUCCUGCUGCCACACUUGGCCCAGGAAGUCUGCGAUGAAGCGUCUGCUCCUCCUGUUCUAUGGAGCAGGCUUGUGAAAGAAGUGAGGUGUUGUUAAGACCAUGAACUUGGACUGUGGUUAUAUAAGAAGUUGACCUUAGAGGAAGCUGCUAAGAAAUGUCCCUGCUAUCUUUAUAACUUCUGUACAUCUAAAAUUAUUCCAAAAUAAAAAGCUUUUACAAUUUGUUGACAA
Budorcas taxicolor (takin) is the source of this 4682-nucleotide messenger RNA. It is a transcript of the gene DUSP13B, whose product is annotated as dual specificity phosphatase 13. Gene Ontology annotation, cellular component: cytoplasm. Gene Ontology annotation, molecular function: MAP kinase phosphatase activity; protein tyrosine/serine/threonine phosphatase activity. Lineage: Eukaryota; Metazoa; Chordata; Mammalia; Artiodactyla; Bovidae. The record is from RefSeq and is a predicted model, not a curated record. Gene Ontology annotation, biological process: protein dephosphorylation; negative regulation of MAPK cascade.